UCCCCGACUUCCUCUCGCUCUCUCCCUUCCUCCCCACCCCCAUAACUGAAAUAGUCUCCUAAAGGAUUGAAAAGGAUUGAGUCAUCCAUUCUGUCCGGUUUCCUGUGGUCACAGAAAGUUAAUUUUAGCAGGGGCGGCCAAGCAGAUAUGCGUGCAAGUGUCAAAACCGAGAGAGAUGAAGCCUUGAGAUGAAACUCUGGGCCCAUUAAAGAGAAAAAACUCAAUUCACUUCCACAGAAAUGUGUAGCCUCAUUGUGUUCAUCAACGUCUUCUGUUGAAUUAGCUGUCUGAAAGUUUGCAUCUGACUUCUUUCCUUGUGUGUUUAGGUUUGUGUGUGAGUGUGUGUGAGAAUUCAGGGGUCACCAAUGAAACCGCUGGGGUUUGCUUUUCGUUUUUUUUUUUCGGCUUUAGUGGAGGAAUGUUGGCAUAAAGUUUGGCUGGGGGAAGGCAGUGAGCGGCGUCUCAAGUGCUGGCAUUUGUUUCAUUUCAGCUGUAAUGAGUCUUGCCCUGUCGUGAGAGACAUUUCUGGCUUCAAACUACCAACUUCAAAGCUGGGCUUUUGAAAGUAAGAAAACUUUCAACAAGUCCUCACAUGAAACUCGUUCAAGACUCUGGAUAUGAAGGUUUAGACAGCCAAGAAGCUUUGUCUGUCUGGUCCUAUCGCCAUCCACUUCAGAGGAAACAAACGAGCUGCUAAAAACGAGCCGUUCUCCUUUCGAGAGCGAAAAGAAUCUGAAGCUAUGCAGAAGGGGGAAAGAAAAGUUAAGGCUGUGCGUGCAUAUGACUGCGCGUCUGUGUAUGUGCGUCUGUCGAUGUGUGUGCGUGUGUGAGGGGUGUGUGAGUGUGUGUGCGACUGUGUCUGUGUGGGAAUGAUUACAUCAGCUUGAGCUAGCCCUAUGAUUGGUUAGGGAAGUGUGGUUUGAUUCACUACCUAAAAGCCUGUGGCUGUAACCCUUUGUGAGGGGAACAGAGGCAAGUUGUCUGCCAAGCUGGAAACAGUGCCAUCUGCAUGCUCUGUCCUGCGCCAAAGCUAGACAGAGAGAGAAAGAGAAGGAGGGAGAUUGUGACAGGUAGGAUAUGCUGAGCCACUGACAGGAAGAAGCAUCUGCAAAGGAUCGGAACUGCUUUUUUCCUUUUUUUUUUGGUCCUUUUUUCUCUCUUGUGGAGUUGUGGAGACAUUCGGGGAGCUGGUUCGUCUCUCAGAGUGUGGAGGAGGACACAGGCUGCUGGGGAAAAUGCCAUCGUGUUCUCCUGACUGUUGCCUGCUCAGGCCUGGGGAGAUCAUAAAAAUCUUCAGUGAGGAUGGGAUGGGAAAGGUGGUGGAGAUCCCAGCCGACAUGACGGCGCGAGACCUGUGCCAGUUUCUCGUCUAUAAAAACCAUUGUGUGGACGAUAACAGUUGGGCGCUUGUGGAGCAUCAUCCAGCCCUGGGACUCGAGAGAUGUUUAGAAGACCAUGAACUGGUUGUCCAAGUGCAGGCGUCAAUGACCAGUGAGAGUAAAUUUCUCUUCAGGAAGAACUAUGCCAAAUAUGAAUUCUUUAAAAAUCCUUUGAACUUCUUCCCAGAGCAAAUGGUUGCCUGGUGUCAGGAGACCAACGGGACCAUCCCCCCAUCUCAGCUCCUGCAGAACUUCUUAAACUCCAGCAGUUGUCCUGAGAUCCAGGGAUAUUUGUAUGUGAAAGAAAUGGGCAGGAAAUCAUGGAAGAAACUGUAUGUGUUUUUAAGACGGUCAGGGUUGUACUUCUCAACAAAAGGAACAUCAAAGGAGCCCAGGCAUUUACAGCUACUAGCAGACCUGGAGGACAGCAAUGUCUUUACAGUAAUAACAGGGAGAAAGCUGCACAAUGCACCGACUGACUUUGAAUUCUGCAUAAAACCUAACAAAGUAAGGAAUGAAGUGAAAGAACUGAGGAUGUUGUGUGCAGAGGACGAGCAGAGCAGAACAUGCUGGAUGACGGCCUUCAGACUCUUCAAGUAUGGAAUAUUACUCUAUCAAAAUUACAAGAUCCCCCAGCAGCGAAAAACAUUGCUUUCACACUUCUCAGCGCCUGUGAGGAGUGUCUCAGAGAACUCUCUGGUAGCCAUGGAUUUCUCAGGGAGGAUAGGCCGAGUGAUUGACAAUCCUGUGGAGGCUCAGAGUGCUGCCAUGGAGGAGGGACAUGCCUGGAGAAAGAGAAGUCAGCGUAUGAAUACACUAGGAAGCCCCAGCCCAUUACACCCCUCAUCAUUAAGCGGAGUUAUCCACAGAACUCAGCUGUGGUUUCACGGUCGUAUUUCACGAGAGGAGUCCCACAAGAUGAUCCAUCAGCAGGGCAGAGUGGAUGGAAUGUUUCUCUUGAGGGAUAGCCAGAGCAAUCCUAAGGCAUUUGUACUUACAAUGUGUCACCACCAGAAAAUCAAACAUUUCCAGAUUUUACCGUGUGAAGAAGACGGUCAAAUGUUCUUGAGCCUCGACGACGGCGCCACCAAAUUCACAGACCUGAUCCAGUUGGUGGAGUUUUACAUGCUGAACAGAGGAGUUUUGCCUUGCAAACUUAAACACCCCUGCACCACUGUGGCCUUAUGACCUCCAUAUGCCUGAUUCCGCCUAAAGACAAACACUCAGACGCCGUGUGCUGUGGUGUAAUGCUGUGCUGCUGGGCUGGAGAAAAGCACACUGCGAGAGCAACUCUCUAUCAAGGAGAGAUGAAAUCAAAAGAACAAACACAAACAGGACCAGCAAGAAAUAAAGGAAAUAAAGCUUGUGUGUUAGCUGCUGAUGAACCUCUCAGCCACCUGCACACUUGACCGUGGCCAGAGCAGGUUCUCAGGACAAUCAUCCAGAGGGAGUUUUCAAAAUCCGCGGUCUUAAUCGUGCAGAGAUAAUGGUUUGGAAAGACCAGCAGAACACUGGUAAAUCACGUUUGAUUUCAUUUUGCACUCAUGAACCAGGUACAACCAAGCUAUGGCAAUUGUUGCUUUCAUAAAUCGAGCAGAUUUAAUUCUAGAAUGUCCUGUGAGAUGCGGACACCCGAUUGGUGGUUUCAGUACUGUGAAAAGACAUUGCCGUUAAAUUCGUGCUUUGUAUUGUUUUCACCGGUAAUCACUAGAAUAUUUUGACACUUGUUUUCUUUUUAUGUGCUCAUUGUGUUGAGCAAAGAACUCUCUUUUUUGGCCUCUUUUAUCGUGUUAAACCCUUGUGUAGUUUUUCCCCUUCACAAAACAUAACCUGCAGCACUCUCUACUGGCCAUACCAAGAAUUAACGUGUCCCUUCACGCCAAGGAAUAGUUGAUCUCAAAAAUGAAAUUGGCUUAUUUACUCACCCUAUUGUUAUAUAUGACUUUAUUCUACUUCUUUUUUUCUGUUGUUGUUGUUGAAAACAGAUAAAAAUAAAUUGCCAUACAACUGUAUUUUAUAGUUCAUAGAAACCAUUGCUUUUAGUUUCCACGACGAAAAAACGCCAUGCAAGUAUUAAAUACGACUCAUGUGCUAUAUUUCAAGCCAUACGACAGUAUUGUAUCCGAAACCGCAAGAAGUUUAGGUCCGAUUAUAAAUGUUCCCGUGUGCAUGACAACUCAAGAGUCCAGUAUUGAGGACUAAAACACUGCCAUAUGAUAGCUUUGUGUGAGGAACCAUCUGAAAUUUUAAGCUUACGUCUAACUCAUAUCUGCUAAAAUAAAAAAUCAAAUAUUUUGGAAAGGCAUGAAGGUGAAAAAUGAUGGCCAAAUUUCAUUUUUGAGUGAACUAUUCCUUUAAACAUGAAUACAAGAACAUGGCCUGACAUCACCACCACAUCCUUUAGGAACGGUGCCUUGAUUUUAAAGUGGAGUCUGUUGAGUAAUAACCACUAAACCCUCUGCUGGGAACUCCGCUGUGGGUCGCAGUCUAUCAGGAGCUAGAUCAACAAACUGGAAUCUUUAGAACUGCUGUCAUCUUCAGUCCCAGCUCCAGUCUAUUUUUGUUGUUGACUUUCUAGUUUUUCUCUCCGUGUUUCGAAAGAUUGUUUCGAGGACAGCACACUGUGAAGCUCGGGCUAAGAACACCCACAUAAAGAUGGGGUUCGAAUUUAUAAUCUGCCUUGUCCAUGGUAGCAGUAGGUACAACGGAUUUGUAAAGAUUUUUUUUAAUUUUUUUUGUACUUGUGACGCAAUGUAAAGAAAGAGCCAUGUUUUUAGUUUGUACCUAUAUUAUAUUAAACUAGAUGGAGAGGGCAUAGCCACCAUGUCUACAAGUUCACCCAAGAUAUCAAUGCAUAGUUAAAUGCAAAUGACGCAAUCAUUUUUAAGUAUUGCUUCAACAAAUUUAUUUAUUUAUCUGGAUUUGAUUACUUGAAAUUUAGUUUCGUUUUUUCUCAGCGCUGUUCAAUAAUAUUCUUCCGCAAUUUUGUGAAUUUUUUGGACCUCAGUUAUUAACUACACCCCCUUUCUUGAAUCUUUUUAACACUAAUUCUUCAUAAACAUCCUGCUGUAGAAAUCCAUCUUCAGUAAAGCCUGUUCAAUGGGUUGUACUGUUGUGUACAUCGCUGUCAAUUGUUAAUUUGACACUAUAUUGAAAACACAUCUUUUGGAAAAAAUAUUAUACACAAGUUAGCACAUGAUAUGGUGCAGCCCAUUGAACAGACAUGUAUUGCACAUGUAUUCCAGACAGCUUUGUUUCCAUUCAUGUUAGAUGAACUAUGGUGUCUACACAAUUAAGGUCUAUUUUGCAAAUUUCAUAUUGUUGUCUAUAAAAAAAAAAAUAGUAGUCACAAAGUAACAGUAAGCUGUUCAUUCAUAGAUGUAUUUUAAGAUACAUGCAAUUCAUGUCAUCUCAGUUAAGUAAGGGAUAAUGUACAAUCAGCCGGUUUUCGCAAAAAAAAAAAAAUAAAAUAAAAUCCUGAUAUUUUGACUGUACAUUAUGCAUCUUAUUGCACGGCUACUUACUUAAAUAAAAAAUGAAAUAUUGAUUAUGUGACAAGGAAUCAAGUAUUUCAGAGAGCUGUGUAAUAAGGACAUAAUCUCAGUUUGUCAGGUAGUACUUAGACCUCAUUGGAUGAUUUAACCACAGAAAUAGACUGCAGGGCUUAAGUCAGCGCUAUAAUUAUUCACUUGAAUAUCUUUCUCAGUGUCAGUUAAGUUAAUUCAAGCCUUGAGGAUGCGUGUAUGGCAGUGUUGAUUUAGCUGCAGUUUGGGUGGGUCGUACGUUCACCAAAAGACACAAGCAUACACACGCAAGCUUUCUGAACUUGACAUUAUUGUCUUUAUUUUUCAGGGUUUGAUAAGUGAAGCUAUACAAUCAGCCAGCCAAGGACUAAACUAACAACAUUUCAGUUAUGAUGCUAUUAAUUAGCAUAGUCGGCAACCAGUUUUGAUAUACUAUAAUUCUAGUGUAACAGUAUAUCAGGAAUUUUUCCGCCUGGUUCAGACAGAUGGAUGUAUUGAGUUUAGAGGUUAUAUGAUUUUUUCCCUCAGAUCAUUUAACCAUAAAAAAAGAAAAAAAAGAAAAAAAAACACAACAUUUUUGGAUUUUGCCAGUGAGGAAGUUAUAGGUUACUUAAAGGCUAGUUUAUUAUAUGUUACUGGUGAAUCACCUGUGUGAGUAAAAUUGAUCUGUAGGAUAGUCUGAGUACCAUUAGCGCUUAACCUACUUGUUAACUAGUUGGCCGUUCAGUCUAAAAGUGAGUGUGAGCAGGAUAUUUGUUCACAAUCCAGACACUCUGGGAGUUAAUACAGUAAUACAUAACAGACACGUUGUCUGUUCGCAUUUAUUUCAUUUGCAACAUUGUUUCGUUUUUACAUAUAUCAUGUAACAUGCAGCUCAACAGGACACUAUAGUUGUUCAAGCUGUUCAAGUUUGUAGAUACCACACUGAAUUUUUGGAUACAGAUUAUUAUUAUAAUUUUUUUUCCACAAUGGCAUAUAAAAUGAAGAAACUUGACUUAUUUUAGUGCAUUUU
Onychostoma macrolepis is the source of this 5915-nucleotide messenger RNA. RefSeq names its product growth factor receptor-bound protein 10b (gene grb10b). The record is from RefSeq and is a predicted model, not a curated record. Gene Ontology annotation, molecular function: insulin receptor binding. Lineage: Eukaryota; Metazoa; Chordata; Actinopteri; Cypriniformes; Cyprinidae. The coding region runs from base 1236 to 2567 and encodes 443 amino acids. The transcript has 13 exons. Gene Ontology annotation, biological process: insulin receptor signaling pathway; negative regulation of Wnt signaling pathway; negative regulation of insulin receptor signaling pathway.